Paramacrobiotus metropolitanus is the source of this 4356-nucleotide messenger RNA. Its product is annotated as C-type mannose receptor 2-like. The record is from RefSeq and is a predicted model, not a curated record. The coding region runs from base 99 to 4118 and encodes 1339 amino acids. Gene Ontology annotation, molecular function: signaling receptor activity. The transcript has 21 exons. Lineage: Eukaryota; Metazoa; Tardigrada; Eutardigrada; Parachela; Macrobiotidae.
UACAUUUCCUUUGGAUAUUUCCUUAUUACUCGUACCUCUGCUAUGGGUUACGACAUUUAGUUAGUACCUGCAGCACCUUGUUAUCCUCUGAAAGAACCAUGGAGUUCCAUGUUUUUGUUUAUAUUGCAAUCCUGCUUGUCGGAACUGGCAUAAAUGCAGCGUCAUACUGGCCAGAAGUUAUUCUGGACAACCGCUGCAAUCAGACGAUUGACCUGCCGGCUUCCGGAAAAGCCGGAUCACUCGUGUUCCCCAUCUUGCCAAGGGACUUCUGCAAAGUGAGGGUGGUCCUGGACACCUUUUCCUGGUACUAUUAUUCCUGGACCGAAACUUUCCCUCGUUACAGUAUCUACCUGAAUAUUAGAAAGUCCAACAUGCCGACAAAUUCGCUGAUGGAAAUAUACGAUACAUCAGGCCGUACUCGAACGCUAGGAAAAUCGUGGGGCGGUGGUGUACAGUCGCAGCACUUCAACCCCACUUCAGCCGGGCAGUAUCUUUCGCAUUACGACGAACAGCCAGAGAUUUCCAUAGAAUUCACGCCCUCCAGUUCCUAUCCACCAGGCGCGCCGCAUCAGGUUUUCUUCGAUUACGUCAUAGUCGAGGAAAGCGCCGAGAAUCACAACUCAUACUGCGGCGCUCUGGGCGGUUACGUCUACGACGAUCUCAUCUGCGAUCAGUACAAUGACCGCGUCAACUGUCCUGAAAACUAUAACAACUCUAUCUACGAUAUGGACCCGGCACUUGAACGACACCAUCGCUGCGAUUUGAUGGUAGACACUUCCGGAUGUCCAGGUCCGGAGUGGUUCGCCAGGCCCGGAUCAUCUGACUGCUACUAUGCGUUCGCUGCGCUUGACACCGGCGCCACAUCAGGACCAUUGUCCACCCAGAUAACGUUUGCCGAAGCUGUCGAAGAAUGCAACUAUCGCGGUGGGAAACUGUUUGCUCCUAAAGACAAAACUGAGCUGGAAUUCGUCAUGAAUAAGUUAACGUCGGCAGAGGAUCAUUACUGGAUCGGGCUGACCUAUCAGUCCGGUCAGUGGCGGUGGUUGGACGAUAACGGCACCCCGGGUGCGAUUUUCAAUCCAAGCCUGUUUCCGCCAUAUGAUUUCGGAUGGUUCCGACCCAAUGAGUUGUCAAGACCAGCAACUGAAUUCCGAGGCACUAUUCGAUUCGUCGAUUUUGAUGACAUGUUCUACCUGGAUGCAGUCCUCAAGAACCAGACAAAUGGAUUUAUUUGUUCCGGCAGCUUCAGCAGGCAGCAACCGUGUCGUGUCAACGAUGGAUGGAUCUAUGACGAUCAGGCUUGUUAUCAGUACAUACCGGAGCCCAGUAACUAUCCAGAUGCGCAGUCACAGUGUCGAUCGAAGGGCGGUUCCGUUUCUGGAACAAACACAGUUCGGGAAGACAAAAGGAUUAAGGAAUGGAUUCGCAAUCGUCUGAGGAACACUGUUGCGUGGCUUGGCAUAACCAUCCCAAACAAAACCAGCGCCGUAAACGCUCGUAAUGUUUACUUUGACGAUGGACAAUUACUCGCAAACACUUCAACCGACCACUGGAACUUGGAAGGAAAAACGCUAGAGCAAUACAUUGCUGGAUUGGCCAAUGGAAGGACAUACUGCGGAGAAAUUUACAGCAUAGUGGAGCGCCCGAGUUCCUGGUCUAGCGGCGUGGAUCAGCAUGACUAUUAUUUGCGACCUUACUGCGAUUUUUCUUUUCCAUACGCAUGUGAAGCACAAACAAUUACCAACAACGUUGUACCAGCAGUUUAUCCUGAUAUUGAAUGCUAUUCUCCCUUUACGCGUUUCCAUGAUGGAUGCUACUACUUUGUCGAAGGGAGACGGAACCGGGACGAAGCGCAGAGGUUUUGUAAAAGCUAUCGUUAUGAAGGCGCUUACCUGUACACUCCAAUGUCGAUUGGUCAGAAUAUCUACAUCCGAGGCCGAAUCGAAGAGGAAAUUUGGCUGGGGAUCAAAGCAGCAUCUUUAAAUGAAGAUCACGAGUGGAUACAAGAAUACGGAGACGAAACUGUUUUCACCUCAUUGAAGAAUUACCACAAUUACGCUGACCACGCCUCAUGGCCAUCGGCAGAGACUGAUCAGCUCUGCACGAUAAUGGAUUACAAUUGCACCGACUGUUCGUACAUUGAUCGCGCAAAAUGGAAUUUUGCUUCUUGCACCGAGAAGAAACAAUUUUUUUGUUAUCACGAUGGCAGGCCGAAGAACGAUCCGGGCCCGACUCCCACGUCGAUAUACCAUCCCGGCUGUCCCACCGGUUGGAGACGAAACGGCGACAGUUGUUACAAAGAAUUUCUGGAAGGAACAACAUGGCGUGCCGCCAAGUCGAAUUGUCGCAACCUGGAUGACAAGUCCGACUUGGUUUCUGUUUUUACCGAAGAUGAAGAGCGCUACAUCCGAGAACUCGUUAGAGGACAUGGAUCCGAUACAACCUUCUGGAUUAAUUUCUAUUCCAACCGUCUAAACGUGUGGUUUUGGCAAACGCAGAACGAGACAGACAUUUACGCGCUGCCUGCCGCCAUUUUCAACUGGGCUGCAGGCGAACCAGACAACAGUCAUCCCAAUUGGCAGUCCAUCUUGGCGCCGAUAUCUGACACCAAUGCGCGAUGUGCUUACAUUCAGGCUGCUGAUGGCAAAUGGGCUGACCAUGGAUGCGGGACCAAUCGAGCGUACAUUUGUAAACGACCGUCAUAUGAUGCAGUCACCACAUCGCCAAUUCAGACUCCAAGCCAGUUUAGCUGUCGCGCAGACUCAUACGCCGUCGGCUCGAAGUGUCUAAAUAGAAUAUUCGAGCUUUCCACGUGGACAGCUGCCCAAAAUUCCUGCCAAAGCACGGGCGGCCAUCUGGCAUCGUUUAGUAACGAAGCAGAAUAUCGCUCUGUCGCUGCAUUCACAUCAAACGAAGUCUGGAUUGGUCUUAAUAGUCUGGACAGUCCACGCGAUCCGAAAGUGUUUAGUUGGAGUGACGGGUCCGCCACGGGUUACCUCCCUUGGAGAAAUCCUCCCUUUCCAAUAUCCUUUUUGGAUAUCACUGCCAAAGACUGUGUGACCAGCAGUGGAGAGCUGGGCCUUGCAGCGAUCUCUUGUGAUUCAGAAAUGCGUGCGGUAUGUGAAAGCGCGUUAUAUGAGACUUUUGUUGGAUGGACGCCUAUCACUAUUCCACUGGAAGACGGCUGCGAGCCAUGGGGUCAUCGUGUGGGAAGCAGCUGCUUCUACUUUGGCCAUGACCCGAAUCAUUCCUCGGCUUUCCGUCCAUACCACACCUUCGAUGACGCGCGUAAUUUCUGUCGCAAAACAUACGAAAACGCGGAUUUGGCAACGAUUGUGGAUAGCGAAGAGGAAGCAUUGAUAGACAACAAAAUAAGGAAGUAUAGCGGCGAUUACUGGAUCGGGUUAAGAGAAUCUAACAGGACGCUUAGCCUGUUCCAGUACUGGAUUGAUGGAACAUUUGUAUCGCUUACCAACUGGGCAUCCGGCCAGCCACAAACAAGUUUCAUCGAGACUAGAUGUGUCGCAAUGGAGGGCGCUAACACCGGCAGCUAUCGUCCUGGAGAGUGGUUCACUGAAUUCUGUGCAUCCCUGAAAUUUCCGCUCUGUAAAGCUCCUGCUCGUGAGACAUGGACACCUCCCACUGGUUCGACCACCAGACAACCGCCACCUACGACGACCCGCGUCCCAGUAAUAACGACAUCGACACAACGCCCAAUUACACCGACAACUGGUUCUUCAUUUGAAGUUCCAUCGUACUUAACUACUCCGCUGAAGAUCGGUUGUCGGCUCGGAAAACUGAACUUUUCCGAAAACGAUUUGGACCUGGUUGAUUCGCUAACAACGGUUUUCGACGGAGACAACACCCUGAACUGCCGACUGCUUUUGCAUGACCUCCAUUCGUGGAUUGUGGCGAAGGCCGGUGAAACUAGACAAAAACGGGCUUCGCAUUACGACCCGGUGACAGUGGAAUGCACCCGAGGCAACUUGACAAUCUCCAGCAUGGAGCCGGGAAUGUCGGAAUCGACUGAUUUGGUUUUUCGCACAGGAGCAUCAGCGCGGUGUAUUAAGGUUUACCGUGAAUUUUUGACGUACGUUGGCAGCUUCUACAAAAUGUGAUGAGAUUGCUCAUCAGAGUGAUAGUUAAUACGUAUUAACAAGCUGUCACAUAUUGUACUCUUGUACAGAUGCACUGCUUUAUUGCAAUUGCAGUAAGAAUUAUGGUACUAGUUGUGAUGAUUUACCAGUGGCCAUUUUUAUAUCGACGUUAAGGCUUUGAGUGCUUGUUUAUAUUAUUUGAUUUGUUUGGCUGUAUAAUCUGCUGUUGAUGAAGAUUUUGGGGAAAAGAAAAACGAGA